Letharia columbiana is the source of this 1326-nucleotide messenger RNA. RefSeq lists its product as uncharacterized. Lineage: Eukaryota; Fungi; Ascomycota; Lecanoromycetes; Lecanorales; Parmeliaceae. The transcript has a single exon. Gene Ontology annotation, molecular function: nucleic acid binding; RNA-DNA hybrid ribonuclease activity. The record is from RefSeq and is a predicted model, not a curated record. The coding region runs from base 1 to 1326 and encodes 441 amino acids.
AUGCGUAGAUGCCCUUUAUCUUCCAACAUUCCAGACAAAGAAUGGCCUGCACCCGAGCAUUCAGAUGUCAAAUCACAUGGCCGGCCGGACGAAACACUUGAGGGUAUACCCGUUCAGACUCGUAUACCAGAAAGAACCCAGGAGGUUCUCAUCCCCCCAAUGGCGAUGGUCACGCCCAGCAUGAGCGAAAAUUCCAUCACUCCACUUCCAAGUGACCAGCCUCAUCAAGCUCCUCCUCAAACCGAGACAUCUCCGUCCCCUCCACAACACCCAUCGACUCAAUGCAACGGCAUGGAACGCACCACCUCACCCAUCCGGUCGUCAUCCCCACACUCACCCACCUCCAUCGGAUCUAUCCUCUCCGCGCCCCCCUUUUCCCCUUCAAUAUAUCCCUCUUAUCUCCUUCCGUAUCUAGUUCCAAUCCCCCCUCCCCUACGAAAAGGGAAAGACGCCACCAAAAGGACCGUACGCCGAUUCGCAAGACGGCUUUUACGCCUCGAAGCCUGCCUGACUCCAUCGAUGAUAGUCGCCCGCGCGCAGCGACGAUUAGAGCAAGAACAGAUGAAGAGAUCCGAGUCAGACCUUUUCAAAGAAGCUUGCAUGAAGAGCGAGCUGAAGAGAGCGAAGAGAACAGAUGUAUUUCCAGAAACGUUCCAAACCAUUGACAUUCACAAUGAUGGUCAAGAGGAUGAGGACAGCGCGUGCGAGCAGAUCAUCAUUACGCAAGCCAGCGAGAUAGGCGCAGAGACCAGAACAACCAAGACCGAGGCCUUCGCCGGCCUGAUAAUCAUCCAACAUCGACUCAGCGCCAUGAGCCAGGCUCUUUCCGAACACGCCAAGGACGGAAUGCUGCGAACAGAGCCAGGCCGCCACUCAUUUUACGUUGACGCAGCCGUAUCGAGCGACAACGGAUUAACAGGUAUCGCAGUGGUACACAAAACGCAUCGGCAGUACUGGGCCUCGCUAUGGACUGCCAAAGGCUAUCGCAUACGCGAAGCGCUAGAUCAAGAGGACGCCGAAAUAUGGGCCAUCUGGCAAGCACUGCAGGUUACAUUAGAGAAAGUUCAUGCCGACCGUGCACAAGUGAAGCCACAAGAUCCCUGUUCUCUCGCGGUAGUCUACUCCGAUUGUGCAGUGGCGCUGGUUAAGAUUGGAAAAGGUAAGUCUGAUGGCAGGAAGGUGGUGCAGAAGAUCAUCGACCAAUCAAUGGAGCUCCAACGGCUUGGGGUGGAGGUACAACUCCAUUGGGUUCCAGGACAUGUAAAUAUACCUGGCAAUGAGCUGGCAGAUCUUGUGGCUAAAAAGGCUCGGCAGCCUGUCAAGUAG